UCCGUCCCGUCCUCUCCGCUCCCCUCACCCCGCCUCUCUCCCCGUCCUCCAGCCCCUCCUCUCCUCACCCCACCCUCCCUCCCUUCCUCCGCCUGCUGGCCCGGCGCUCGCAGAGCUGACUCCAGGGGGGCUCUCGAUGUAGCACCAUGACAGGCAUCGCCGCCGCCUCCUUCUUCUCCAAUACCUGCCGAUUCGGGGGCUGCGGGCUCCACUUCCCCACCCUGGCCGACCUCAUCGAGCACAUCGAGGACAACCACAUCGAUACAGAUCCACGUGUGUUAGAAAAACAAGAAUUACAACAGCCAACCUAUGUUGCCCUCAGUUACAUUAAUAGGUUCAUGACAGAUGCUGCCCGCAGGGAGCAGGAGUCCCUGAAGAAGAAGAUUCAGCCGAAGCUCUCGCUGACCUUGUCCAGCUCAGUGUCUCGAGGGAACGUGUCCACUCCACCUCGUCACAGCAGCGGCAGCCUGACUCCCCCGGUGACCCCGCCCAUCACCCCGUCCUCCUCCUUCCGCAGCAGCACCCCUACAGGCAGUGAGUAUGAUGAGGAAGAGGUGGAUUACGAGGAGUCGGACAGCGAUGAGUCCUGGACCACAGAGAGUGCCAUCAGCUCUGAAGCCAUCCUCAGCUCCAUGUGCAUGAAUGGAGGGGAAGAGAAGCCUUUUGCCUGCCCGGUUCCUGGGUGUAAAAAGAGAUACAAGAAUGUGAAUGGCAUAAAGUACCAUGCUAAGAAUGGUCACAGAACACAGAUUCGUGUCCGCAAACCAUUCAAAUGUCGCUGUGGUAAGAGUUACAAGACAGCUCAGGGCCUGCGGCACCACACAAUCAACUUCCACCCCCCGGUGUCGGCUGAGAUUAUCAGGAAGAUGCAGCAAUAACACGCUGGUCGUAACUGUGCCAAGAAAUCCUCACCAGCAGUUGCUGAUUUUGAAUACAGCCACCUUUUUGCAGGGGAAGCAUUCAGCAACCCUUUAAAGAAUUAAAUGCAUGCUUUAAAUUUUUUCUGUAAUUUUGGAAUGAUGUAUCUUUGUAGAGUUAAUGAUUUUGUACAUUUGCACAUGUAAUCAUCAUACCCAUUUUCAUUACUUCAAUAUAAGGUGCUAAACAAAAAAGCUCUAGGUUCUUCACAUUUCCCCCAAAACAAAAUAAAGUUGAGGGCAUGUUA
Molecule: messenger RNA, 1165 nt
Organism: Manis pentadactyla (Chinese pangolin)
Lineage: Eukaryota; Metazoa; Chordata; Mammalia; Pholidota; Manidae
Gene: JAZF1
Product: JAZF zinc finger 1
Exons: 5
Coding region: 147-878 (243 amino acids)
Cellular component (GO): nucleus
Source: RefSeq, a predicted model, not a curated record